AUGGCGACGGGACGAUUACUCAAACCCACUUUGCACGUCGAGGUCCUCCUCACAACCUGCAAAUUGCCAGCAUCUGCCCUUCACGACACGUGCCUCGCCAUCAAGAAAUUUGUGCAGGACAACUAUGUCACUUUGAGAGUCGACGACGACAUCUCCGGCUAUGAGAUGAUCGCUUACGCGGAAUACGUCGAACGCAUAGACAUUGCCGACUAUACCGGCCCUUCAGAGCCCGCUGGCUAUCACAGCCUGGACGAGGUUCAGCUGGAUAUCGUCGCCUACGCACUCAAGACUGCCGAAGAAGGCCGUCCACGUCGCCGUAUCGGCCAGCCUGAGGAUCCGGACGAUUUUCCGCAGGCUCGUGUUCUGCCUCUGCCGCAUGUCGUCCUCAGGAACGAGUGGGAUUCGCUGAUCUACGACGAGGCACUCCCGUCACAGCUGCUUCGCUACCUCAAUCGCAUGCUCGGUGUCAUGAAGCAGCCUGGACUGAAUCUCAGCACCUUCAAUUGGAAUCGGCUAUGUUUACUUCAUGGCCCACCCGGAAGUGGAAAGAGCACGUUGUGUCGUGCCUUGGCACAGAAGCUGAGCAUUCGCCUCUCCGAUACGUUUUCACACGCUGUGCUCGUGGAGGUCAACACCAAUGCAAUGCUCAGCAAAUACUUUGGGGAGAGUGGAAAGCUCAUCGGCACACUCUUCGAGAAGAUCCACGCCAUGGCACAGUCGUUAACCACUCUUGUUUGCGUCGUUAUGGACGAGGUCGAGACCAUUGCUGGCUCACGAGAGAAAGCUGAUGCUGGAGGCGAGUGCAGCGAUGGUGUGAGAGCUACCAAUCAGCUCCUGACUGCUCUGGAUCGGCUCCGGGCAUUGCCAAACAUCAUUGUGCUGUGCACCAGUAACCUGAUUAGCGCGAUUGAUCCUGCUUUUCUUGAUCGCGUCGACAUCAAGCAGCUGAUACCAAGUCCAUCGCCGUCUGCAAUUUACAACAUCUUUCGCUCCUGUUUGAACGAGCUUGUUCGGUCCAGCCUCGUCAAUACUGCAGCAACGACUACUCAUGUAGAAUACUCUGCGGCAGAGAGUGCCAGCUCUUCAUCUCGAGCAUCUGAGCACAGCAGUAAUUCCCCGGAAACGGACUUAGACGAUCGGACUACAGUGUUGGAGACUUCAAACAUCCCGACCUUGGCGGAGAUGCACAUUGCGUACUACGAUAAGCCGCAAGCACCUUGUCGCAGGGUUUGGGCUCUGUCUCAGAAAUGCGAGGGCUUCAGUGGUCGAACCUUGCGUCGUCUACCAAUCCUCGGCCUGGCAAUGUAUACGUGGGGAGGAAACUGCACACUCGACGAUGCUAUCACGGCAUUGACGGCCGCAGUCGACCAGGAGUUGUUGGCAAAGCAGGCCCGAGCGGUAUGA
Sphaerulina musiva SO2202 is the source of this 1404-nucleotide messenger RNA. Its product is annotated as AAA-domain-containing protein. Gene Ontology annotation, biological process: meiotic recombination checkpoint signaling; reciprocal meiotic recombination. The record is from RefSeq and is a predicted model, not a curated record. Lineage: Eukaryota; Fungi; Ascomycota; Dothideomycetes; Mycosphaerellales; Mycosphaerellaceae. Gene Ontology annotation, molecular function: ATP binding; ATP hydrolysis activity. Bases 1 to 1404 code for a protein of 467 amino acids. The transcript is spliced from 4 exons. Gene Ontology annotation, cellular component: chromosome; nucleus.